Molecule: messenger RNA, 5345 nt
Organism: Linum trigynum
Lineage: Eukaryota; Viridiplantae; Streptophyta; Magnoliopsida; Malpighiales; Linaceae
Source: the annotation of a GenBank genome assembly
UACAUAAUGUAUGUGUUUGUUUACCAAAACAAGGAGAGAUUUGGCUAGAAAUUAUAACCAAUUGUCAAUACUAAUAGUUGACUCGCUUAAUCACUGACGACUCAACAUGAGUUGUUGACAUGACUGGCAUCCAACAUGAUAGCCAACUUUUAUUAAUUUUUUCUAAUUUUUUAUAAAUUUUGAUGGUAUGGCAUACACAUAAUCAAUUUAUGAUGUGUCACUAAUAGUUAAAUUAGUUGCUCAUCAACUCAUAAAUCAGGCAAAACAUGUCUAGUAUUUUAAAAACAAUAAGGAUGACAAUUUGAAAAGAUUUGAAUUUGGGACCUUAAGAUUCAAGUCAAGUGGUACUACCACUAGGCCAAGCCGUUCACAUAUUAAAUUAUGUUUUUAUUCAAAGAUAUUAAAUUGUGUCUUAGGGUUGUCAAUGUCACUUCCCACAUCCUUGCCAUCCAUCCCCCGGCAGGCAAUCCUACGGUGUGUAAUAAGAAGGGGCAAAGACAGAACCACCACACUGGAUCAAACCAUCAUAUUUUGUUGCUGACGUGACUUGAGUUUGAAAAGGGAAGGAAUUGGGUGGGAGAGAGAAAUUAGUCGGCUUCCUCUCUUUUCGUCUCCCAGAACUGUUUUGUCUUCCAAAACCAUUUCCUUCUCCCACAACCCCUCCUUCCAUCGACUCUGAUAAGCUUUCUUUGACGUUUGUUUUUGUUUCGUUCUCCCAUCUCCCCUAGUGUCGGUGUUGAGAGCUAAAACCUGGUGGUGUGGUGAACCCGCAAACCUAAACAUUAACUCAGGUAAAUUUCCCCCUUCACUUCAUCUUGUUUCCCACCAUGCCAUUAAUUCUUCUUUGAAAACCAUUCAUCUUCCCUUCGUUCUUGCAAUCGUCUUCUCCUUAGAUUCCCUUUCUUUGUAUUCGGUGGUGUUUCUUCUUUUUCCCUUUUGUAAUAAAAGAUCUAACUAAGCUUGUUUUCUCGUUUCCCCCUUUUGAAAAGUUGGCCUCCGUUCACUCAAUCUAAAGAUGGCUUCCGUUAUUAAGGGAUAAUGAGUUUCCAAGAACCAUCAUAGUUGGUUGGAGCUAUAAUCUAAAGGAGAGAGAUUUAUUUAUAUCAAUCUAAAGAAUUAUAGGAGACUGUCUGUCUAUAAUUUGUGCAUAAUCAAGUGGGACUGUCCACGAAUAUGAAUGAAUGAUACAUAUGUUUUGAAAUAUUUCUCCGGUGUGCUAUACAUGUAUCAUCUUUCCUUUUUUAAAUUGUGUACUAUUGUCCAGAAAGCUCUCGGAUGGAUUGUUCGUCUAUGUUGCAUUUCUCCUUAACUCAUCCGAACAAUUGUUUCUCAUGUAUUUAUCUAUUUGUCAAAUUGUUAGUUAUUGAUGAAUUUGCCCAAAAAAAGAAAAGCAAAAUGCAUUAUUGGUGUGUACCUAUUCUGUCCAUCUCUCGGGUUUGAAAAGGGAAGGAAUUAGCAGUCUGUUAGACAUCAUCCACGGUGAAUGUCAGUUGUCCAUAAUGUUCCAUUGCUAUAGACAUUAACUCCACAUCAAAGUGGGUAACAAUCCAAUUCAGCAAAGUCAUGUCAACCAUUACUUUUUGAGUUCCAAUACACACCCAAGCCCAAUCUUCUUGAGAAGAGCCUACCUCUCAUCCCAUGAAACCCUCGCUAUUUUUGACAUGAAAAGAUCAAAGUAUAUCUCAUAUUGUCCAAACUUCUGUUAGCCCAUGUUGCUUGUGUGCUUACUGACACAACCGCAUUAUAUCAUUUCAAAGGUGUCACACACACACACACUAUAUAUAUAUAUAUAUAUGGGUCACGCUCGUAUGCUCCUGCCACGUAGCAUGCCAGAUUUUUCACACCGUUGAUUUAAUCUGAUGUCCUUUAAUAAAUAUGAUAAUAUUCUCUAUAAUUUACAAAUUAAAGAAUUAAUUGAUACUUUUACAUUUUCAUACGUUGUCUUUAACCCCCACAAAUUUUUUCAUUUAUUUUCAUAAUACAGUACCUAAUUCAUUUUAAUCAUAACUUAAAGACACCUAAUUUCGUAAUUGGGUGCAAAAUCUAAAACAACAUUUUUCGUAUCUAUUUUAGUUUCUCCCCACAAACAGUGGUCAUUUCAACUUCAAAACCCCUUCCCAGCCAUGACCCAUCGUCGAACCCUCUCCUCCCCACAAUAAAUUUCUUGCUUCGAUUGUGAAAAUAUGAGUUCAUAUCUACGUUUUACAAAAUUCCGAGGGUGUACGGCAGCUGCAAUGGCUCUGUCCCGACGUCUGAACUCUGAUCUGAAUAAUCGAUGAAACAAUAACUUCCUUCUUAAGCCAAAGAACCCAAAAUCGAAAUACAAGUAUACAACCAUCUAAUCAAAAGUCAAAACACAAUCGUUUAACGAUAGCUUUAGCAACGCGCUUCAUUGACGAUAGGCUAUCCAUUCUCCUCCGCGUGGUUUCCGUCCGGAAUCAUGUUUUCACGGAGACGUGGUUUGUGGCGGCGGCGAGCUGCGUGAAUAGGGAUGGCAAUUUUGCCCAUACCCAUGGGUAUUAUCCAACCCAAUUGGGUUGGGUAUGGAUUCCAAAUAAAUGGUAGAUGGGUAGAGUUAGAUGGAUUUGUACCCAUACCCAUUUACUUGGGUUGGGUUGGGUUUUUAACACAUGAAUUUGGGUUUGUACCCAUGCCCAAAGGCAAAUUACAGUUUGGUACCUAAACUUAAUAGAUAUGCAUAUUUAGUAUUUUUUUGCAUCUAAGUCCUCAAAAUAUUGAUGGAAAAUUACAUUUUAGUACCUAAAAUUUUUUGGUCUUAUAUUUUGGUACCUAAACUUUUUGAGUUUUACAAAUAGGUCCAAUUUUUCUGUGUGUAGUUAAAACACCCUCAAGUAAAUGGAUAUCCAUAUCCAACCCAUACCCAUUUACAUAAUGAAAGCAAUAUCCAUACCUAACCCAAACCCAUCUACAAACCCCCCAAACCCAUAUACACUUCAUCCAAACCCUACCCAUACUAAAUGGAUCUAUUUGGAUUUGGGUAAAAUUACCCAUGGGUGGGUAAUUGCCAUCCCUAUGCGUGAACCGAUGAAUCUUAUGAGAAGAGGCUUCUGGAGGAGAAAACCAGAGUAUCGAAUUCAUCUCGUUCCAAUUUUGUGAUACCUACCAGCUCGCUUCGUCAACGCAAAACUAGCCUGCAAUUUGGGAGCAGAUUUGUCUGGAAUCGCUACAUUCCCUUCACUGGUAUGGUAUCACUGCCGAGACCCAGACACCCAUAAACUGAAUUCCAAUCUAGAAGUGGUUUCAAGCUUGAGAUCGAAACAAUUGCACAGCAGAGGGGUUAAAAGAAACUCUGGAAAACAGAAUAGGAGAGCCAAUUAUUUUUAACAAAUCGUGGGUUUGGAGGUGGUGAUGUGUUUUGGUUUGGGAACAUGAAAAUAGUUUAAUUGGACAAAUCUUUAACAAUGGGUACUUAAACCUACAUAGGUACGAAAUAAGAUAGUUCAACAGUAAAAUCAAUGGUUAAAAUUGUUGGAGGACUAUAAUGUAUGUAUAUUUAUCUAAGGGUACUAAUAAUUAUUGAUAAAUAAUAAAUUAAAUCAUAUUUAAUAACAGACGUUAGAUUAGAUCAACGGUGCAAAAUCCUGGAGCAUGCUAUGUGUCACGAACAUACGAGUCGUAUCCAUAUAUAUAUAUAUAUAUAUAUAUAUAUAUAUAUAUAUAUAUAUAUAUAUAUAUUUUCAAACUCCAACUCAAUCCAAGAAGUUAGAUAGAUCUGAUUGGCUCCCUCCUUUAACCCCUCUCUCUCUCUCUCUCUCCCUUCCUCUCUUUUACCUGCAACAAAUGUCUGAUAGUGAAGUCCCGGGGGUAGAGAGUGUAAUUUUCUUGGAGUAGUUGAGUUUAAUAAAUGUUGUGAGGAUUGUAUUUAUACUCAUAAACCAAUGGUGGGAGCAUUUAAUGUAGUGUCAAGCGCCCUGUAGACGUCUUUCCUUCCUCUGGCUUCCUUUGGCGGUAAUUAAUGUUGUGACAAGCGAGUAUCAAGUCAAGUGGAUUGUGUGAUCUAGCCAUGUGAGUAACAAAGGCGUUAAGGGAGAAUGGCCCGAUGUGGAUGCAUUCACCCAAAGCGUGUUGUGGAGAUCGCCUUUCCUAUAAUACUUCCACGUGCUUAAGGAGUUGUGGGCUCAUCACUUUAUCCAAUAGAAGGACAUUCGUCUCUGCACAAGAGAGGGGGAAUUUUUCUGAAAGCGUUGAAACUUCACACUGCGCCCUGUAGUACCACUAACCUUGGUCACAACCCUCGAUUCAACGCUGGAUUUUUCCUUACCACCGACCAUCGCACAACCAUGGUCCUUGCCUUAGUCGUUCUACCUUCCUUGCGUUCUCAACUCGUAGUCCUUCCAUUUUUCAUGUGGUUUGAUCUCAUUUAUUUUCUCCGUCAGGUUACUAUGGAGCAUUUCAGUGAUCUUCCAGACGAAAUCAUCCAUCACAUCCUCUCAUUUUGGAAGGACAACAUCGACAAUGUGAUGUGUGUUAGCCCCAGAUUCUACAAAAUCCUGCAUCAUAACUCGGUCAUCACCUCCACCUGCCUACAUCGAUGCUCGCGGCUCUAUGUGUUUACUAAACCUCAAUGUCUUCGUGAAGCAGUCACACCAGUGUCAAAUGCGCAUACCCGUUUUGUUGCUGUUGAGGAAAAUUGAGGAGGGAGACCGAAAGCUAGGCAGCUUAUCAAAGCUCGGCAGUUGAUUAGUCACAGCUUUUGAUCCUUUGAUCAACUCCGCUGCGCAAAAUCUACCUCCUAUGAGCAAGAAGAUAGCGAUGUACUCGUCCGCUUUCUAUGUUGUCUGUAGUAUCCUCCGCCAUGUGGUUGACGAGGAGGUCAGGCCAUGGAUCUAGUUCUCCACCAUGUAACCCUAUGCGUCUUUCUUCCUCCUCCAGACAAACUCGCCUCCGCUCGAGAUUUGAGCCGGCAGCAGCAUCGAGCUAGUAAUACAAUCCUCCCUAGGGCAACACAAUGGUGGUAAUAAUUGCUCAGUUUUAGGGAAAGGAAUCGACGGGGACCAAGACAGGAUCGGCAGAGUCAGGGGGCUCGAUGGUGGAGAGGGUGAAGAGACCAAGAUCAUGCAGACGGGACAAAGAAGGGGGAGGGACGGAAAAGGGAAGGGCAGUUACCAAAAUAAUCUUAUUAAAAAUGUUAGUAGGGUACUAACACUAUAGUGUGUUAUCAUCCUAUAUGCACCUAUUUAACAAAAGGAAACAAUAAUACACUUCUUUCAAAAUAUCUUGAUGAGUCUUUUUAUCUUUUAUGAAAAUUUAUAAAAAUAUAUUUGUUAUAUACAAUGUUCAAUAAAUGUAUUUCAAUAACAAAUCAUUCACAGACUGAUGCUUAU